GGGGGCGCCGCGGGGCAGCGGGGUUGCACCUGGCGCUUGGCGCCCGCACCUCUGCCCGCCUCGGAGACCCCGCAGCCCCGCGCCGCCGCCUGGACCCGGCCCCGGCCCCGGCCCCGGCCCCUCCGCGGGAUCCUGGCCCCUCCUCGAGCGCCGCCACGGGCCGCCAUGGCCUCUCUGGGGGACCUGGUGCGCGCCUGGCACCUGGGCGCGCAGGCUGUGGAUCGCGGGGACUGGGCCCGCGCCUUGCACCUCUUCUCGGGCGUCCCGGCGCCGCCCGCCAGGUUGUGCUUCAACGCGGGCUGCGUGCACCUGCUGGCCGGGGACGCCGAGGCCGCGCUGCGGGCAUUUGACCAAGCCGUGACCAAGGACACCUGCAUGGCGGUUGGCUUCUUCCAGCGAGGAGUGGCCAACUUCCAGCUGGCAAGGUUCCAGGAGGCUCUGUCUGACUUCUGGCUGGCCCUGGAGCAGCUGAGGGGCCACGCUGCCAUCGACUACACGCAGCUGGGCCUGCGGUUCAAGCUGCAAGCCUGGGAGGUGCUACACAAUGUGGCGUCGGCACAGUGCCAGCUGGGGCUCUGGACAGAGGCGGCCAGCAGCCUAAGGGAGGCCAUGUCCAAGUGGCCGGAGGGGUCCCUGAAUGGCCUGGACUCAGCCCUGGACCAAGUGCAGAGACGGGGCUCACUGCCGCCACGGCAGGUCCCCAGGGGCGAGGUCUUCCGGCCCCACCGGUGGCACCUGAAGCACCUGGAGCCCGUGGAUUUCCUGGGCAAGGCCAAGGUGGUGGCCUCUGCCAUCCCCGACGACCAGGGCUGGGGCGUCCGCCCUCAGCAGCCACAGGGACCAGGAGCGAACCAUGAUGCCAGGUCCCUAAUCAUGGACUCCCCAAGAGCUGGCACCCACCAGGGCCCCCUAGAUGCAGAGACAGAGGUCGGUGCUGACCGCUGCACGUCGACUGCCUACCAGGAGCAGAGGCCCCAGGUGGAGCAAGUUGGCAAACAGGCUCCUCUCUCCCCAGGGCUGCUGGCAAUGGGGGGGCCUGGCCCCGGCCCCUGUGAGGACCCCGCGGGUGCUGGGGGAGCAGGUGCAGGGGGCUCCGAGCCCCUGGUGACUGUCACCGUGCAGUGCGCCUUCACGGUGGCCCUGAGGGCACGAAGAGGAGCCGACCUGUCCAGCCUGCGGGCACUGCUGGGCCAAGCCCUCCCUCACCAGGCCCAGCUUGGGCAACUCAGUUACCUAGCCCCAGGUGAGGAUGGGCACUGGGUCCCCAUCCCCGAGGAGGAGUUGCUGCAGAGGGCCUGGCAGGACGCAGCUGCCUGCCCCAGGGGGCUGCAGCUGCAGUGCAGGGGAGCCGGGGGUCGGCCGGUCCUCUACCAGGUGGUGGCCCAGCACAGCUACUCCGCCCAGGGGCCAGAGGACCUGGGCUUCCGACAGGGGGACACGGUGGACGUCCUGUGUGAAGAGCCCGAUGUCCCCCUUGCAGUGGACCAGGCAUGGCUGGAGGGCCACUGUGACGGCCGCAUCGGCAUCUUCCCCAAGUGCUUCGUGGUCCCUGCCGGCCCUCGGAUGUCAGGAGCCCCCGGCCGCCUGCCCCGAUCCCAGCAGGGAGAUCAGCCCUAACGAUGCUGUGUCCAUGAUGCUUUUAAUAAAAACAACCCCCACUGCA
Molecule: messenger RNA, 1663 nt
Organism: Pan troglodytes (chimpanzee)
Lineage: Eukaryota; Metazoa; Chordata; Mammalia; Primates; Hominidae
Gene: NOXA1
Product: NADPH oxidase activator 1
Exons: 14
Coding region: 166-1617 (483 amino acids)
Biological process (GO): superoxide anion generation
Molecular function (GO): protein binding; superoxide-generating NADPH oxidase activator activity
Source: RefSeq, a predicted model, not a curated record